AAAUCCCACUCUAUCCUCUAUUUUUUUCCUAAAAGAAACUUAGUAUAGUCCCUAAGCUUCCCUGCUGCGGGACUCCCAACAAGGAAGCUUCUUCUUAUCACACUGUUUUGGUGGAACCGACCUAUCCUCCUUUUAUCUACAAAACUGGGCACCCAUAGCCAUUUCAUUAAGCUCGUACAGAAGUUUGGAAAUUGGAAGUCAAAAGAGGAAGCAAGAAAGUGACCAGGGAAAACAUUACUGCAGGAAAGAUUCCAUCUUUUGUUUAUUUAGCAUCAAAAUUUUGAAAAGUUUUGAAAUGGAUAGGUACGAAAUAGUGAAGGACUUGGGGUCUGGUAACUUUGGGGUGGCCAAGCUUGUGAGGGAUAAGAGCACCAAAGACCUCUUUGCUGUUAAAUUCAUUGAAAGGGGCCAAAAGAUUGAUGAGCUGGUGGAAAGGGAAAUCAUGAAUCACAGAUCAUUGAAGCAUCCUAACAUAGUCAGAUUCAAGGAAGUCUUGCUGACACCUACACAUCUAGCAAUAGUUAUGGAGUAUGCUGCCGGAGGUGAACUCUUUCACAGGAUUUGCAGUGUUGGAAGGUUUAAUGAAGAUGAGGCAAGGUUCUUCUUUCAACAACUCAUAUCUGGCGUCUCCUACUGCCAUUCAAUGCAAAUCUGUCAUAGAGAUCUCAAAUUGGAAAACACAUUACUAGAUGGAAGUACUGCCCCGCGUGUCAAAAUUUGUGAUUUUGGCUACUCUAAGUCAGAAGUGUUUCAUUCUCAACCGAAAUCAACUGUGGGAACACCGGCAUAUGUUGCUCCUGAGGUGCUGACAAGAAAAGAGUAUGAUGGGAAGCUUGCAGAUAUUUGGUCUUGUGGAGUCACUCUAUAUGUGAUGCUGAUUGGUGCUUAUCCUUUUGAAGAUCCAAGUGAUCCAAAAAACUUCAGAAAGACCAUUGCUAGAAUACUUGGGACCCAAUAUUCAAUCCCCAAUAAUAUUCACAUCUCCGUCGAGUGCCAGCAUCUUCUAUCAAGAAUCUUUGUGGCAAAUCCGGAAGAGAGGAUAAAGAUUACUGAAAUUAGAAGACACCCAUGGUUUGUGAAGAACUUGCCUAUAGAACUAAUGGAGUUCGGGAGCUAUGAAAGCAUGGAUGUGAAUAAUCCUACACAAAGCUUGGAGGAGAUAUUGGGUAUAAUUGAGGAGGCGAGAAGAGUGGUAGUUCACGCGGGGAGAGGCGAAACAUAUUCAUUGGGUGGGGGGAGUAUGGAACUUCUUGACGACUUCGAUGAUGCAUCCUACAAUAUAUCUGAUGAUUAUAUUGACUCAAGUUGUGAUUUAACUCUAAACUCUUUUUGAAAUGGGAAUGGAAAUGAAAAACUGCCUGUCCAAUUGAGUUUACUACCAAGUACCAAGCUAGCUGCCUUUGAUUCCAAAGCUUCCCAUGUUGAUCUUAAUAGACUGUCAUGCAUUGUUUAUUUUGUGGUUGAAAAACUUGUAUAAAAUGUUUUUAGAUUAACAUAUUGCCGCUUUAUGAGGCUGAUUACACUCAAAUACUCGAUCCAUG
Molecule: messenger RNA, 1541 nt
Organism: Cuscuta epithymum
Lineage: Eukaryota; Viridiplantae; Streptophyta; Magnoliopsida; Solanales; Convolvulaceae
Source: the annotation of a GenBank genome assembly